Molecule: messenger RNA, 1284 nt
Organism: Perca fluviatilis (European perch)
Lineage: Eukaryota; Metazoa; Chordata; Actinopteri; Perciformes; Percidae
Product: bMERB domain-containing protein 1-like
Exons: 6
Coding region: 201-773 (190 amino acids)
Source: RefSeq, a predicted model, not a curated record
GGCACCAGCCACAUCUGGUGGGGACCGCUGGAGCAUCUUGCUCUCUCCGCCUCCACAGGUUUGUGUGUGACUGGCGAUGACUCAAUGUAAUACAGUGCAAACUGAGACUGCGAGACCCUCCCCUGUAGUUUCCACUUGCUGUUUCCCAGCCACUGCAACUGGAAGCCUAGAGAGAACAGAGGAGAGCAGCUGCUGGAUCGAUGGAGAAGAAGAAGGGAUCUUCUCGUCAGUACGGUUCACUGGAGCUCACUGAAUGGAGCAAAGACACCAACAAACCAGAGGACGAUGUGGUGUCCAUGGCGGACUCCACCAUCACCGUGGACGACAUUGAGGGGGAGCUUUUUAAGAUUGAGAGGAUCAGGGACGUCCUGGUCAGGAGGGAGUCAGAGCUUAGAUACAUGAUGGAUGACAUUCAGCUGUGCAAGGAGAUCACUCGUCUCAAGAAAGAGCUGCAGAAAUUAGUGUCCAUACCAGAUAAUGACAAGUCAAACGAGGACCGGCAGAAGGAAGAAGAACUACUGCAGCAGAUCCACAAGCUGGUCGAGACCAGAGAUUUCCUGGUGGACGAUGUGGAGUUUGAACGACUCAGGGAGAAAGAAGAGGAUAAAGAAAUGGCAGAUUUUCUGCAGUCCAAAUUCCCAAGAAAUAUGAAGAAGAAAGGUGUACCAACCAGACGGGCUCCAUCCAGGGCUCAGCAGGCAUCUUCUCCCUUCGCCAAGACAGGCCUCACUCUGCUAAAGGAGUGUUGUGGCUUCACAUGCUCCAUCAUGUAGACUGGAGUCGAAAUGGAGGGCCCCACUGCAGGGUUGACACAGGGGCCACAAAUCAAAAUUGGCCAAUCCACAAGAGUCAAUAUUUCCAGUUUCAGCUUUUCAGUCCGAGAAAGACUUUGAAGCAUGGAUGGAGUAGUACAGAUGCAAGUUGAGAAUUCCCCAGAGGGAGUGCAAAGUAUGUUGCAAAGAUCAUGUGGUGUGUUUCCCAUGCCAAGACCCAAGUUUGUCUUGGGUUGGAUCUGUUUGUCUCUUUCAUUGGAUUUUAUAUCUUGUUUUGUUUUCAUGCUGUCUCUGCUCUCCACGUCUCUCAACCCACUCCCGUUUUCAUUUUUACUCUUGUUAAUCAUAACUGCUCAGCAAACUUCUUGUGAUCAUCAGCUUCCAAAAGGAACAACCAGACACAUAGUUUUUAUUUCUCUUUUUCAGGCCGAGAGGACAGGGUUUGAAGGACAGAAACAGCAUAGCACAAGUCAGGCAUGUAUUGUGAACACACUAAUUGGAUUCAACUACC